This is a messenger RNA of Juglans microcarpa x Juglans regia, 1062 nucleotides long. Its product is annotated as ubiquinone biosynthesis protein COQ4 homolog, mitochondrial. The record is from RefSeq and is a predicted model, not a curated record. Gene Ontology annotation, biological process: ubiquinone biosynthetic process. The transcript has 3 exons. Bases 194 to 883 code for a protein of 229 amino acids. Gene Ontology annotation, cellular component: mitochondrial inner membrane. Lineage: Eukaryota; Viridiplantae; Streptophyta; Magnoliopsida; Fagales; Juglandaceae.
CAUUAAGGGCCAAGGCUAGUUGUAGAGACCCAAACAAAAUUGGCGGUUUUGCCUGUCGUAAUUUGCUCGCUCUCUCUCUCUCUCUCUCUCUCUCUCUACCUGUGGGAAUUUUGUGUUCUUUCAGCUGUCGAAAGAGUAGGUCGUAUUGUCUAUUCAGCCAACUACAGAAUUUGAUUGUGAGGUGGUAGUUGAGAUGAUAGAAGGUGGACGUAUCCGGCUUAAUAGGUGGCAGCAGGCGGCCGUUGCAGUUGGUUCGGCGGUUGGUGCAUUACUAGACCCACGAAGAGCAGAUCUAAUAGCAGCCCUUGGGGAGACUACUGGAAAGCCAGCUUUUGAAAGAGUGCUAGAAAGAAUGAAGAGAAGCUCAGAAGGCAGAGCAGUUUUGUUGGAUCAACCACGUGUGAUAUCUGUAAAUGUGGGGCAUGCGUGGGAACUACCACCGAACACAUUCGGGGCUGCCUAUGCAAAGUUCAUGGGAUCCAGGAACUUCUCACCAGAUGAACGACCACCAGUGCGGUUCAUGGACACAGACGAACUGGCAUAUGUGGCCAUGCGGGCCCGUGAGGUGCAUGACUUAUGGCACACCCUUUUUGGCCUCCCCACCAACUUAAUUGGCGAGUCAGCACUCAAGGUGAUAGAGUUUAAUCAAAUGUACCUUCCCAUGUGCCUGCUGUCUGUUAUAGGAGGCACCGCAAGAUUCAACGAGAAGCAGAGGAAAUUGUUCUUUCAGCACUACUUCCCGUGGGCCAUCCAGGCUGGCAUGCAGUGCACAGAUCUAAUGUGCAUAUACUAUGAACAGCACUUUCACGAGGAUUUGGAAGAUGUUAGGAGGAAAUGGGGGAUAAUUCCUGCUCCUAUUCCCCCUAAACAAAAUGUUACUUGAGCAGCAGUAGGCUAGACAAGACACCAUGCUGGGUUUUUAAGUUGUCCCGCCGUAGUACUUGUGUUCUAGUAUGAAAUGAUUGGUGAGGCAAAACCUUAAAGUAACACAACCUCUUGUAUCUCUCUCGUAUACUUGGGCUCUCGCCUAUUCUCAUGAUCAAUAAAGUUUUGUUUACCAAU